AUGAUUGACCAUCACACUCGCACGACUCGCACCACAAAACCAACCCUCAUGACGAGACUCAAGGGUCCCAACGCCCGACACAAAACCUACAAGACCGAGGUAACCCGUCACGGCCACGGUGGUACCACAACAUCUCGUCGCGGAUACAAUACUCGCUCUACCCGUGCAGCUCCCAUGCAAAAUCACCGCCGCAAGCCGAGUAUCGGCGAUAAGAUCUCAGGCGCGUUGAUGAGGUUGAGGGCGAGUUUGACGAGGAGGCCUGGUGAAAAGGCCGCUGGCACCCGCCGCAUGCGCGGUACUGAUGGACGUGGACGUCGUCGUGUCUAUUAA
This is a messenger RNA of Talaromyces marneffei, 330 nucleotides long. RefSeq lists its product as uncharacterized. Lineage: Eukaryota; Fungi; Ascomycota; Eurotiomycetes; Eurotiales; Trichocomaceae. The coding region runs from base 1 to 330 and encodes 109 amino acids. The record is from RefSeq and is a predicted model, not a curated record. The transcript is spliced from 2 exons.